Macrosteles quadrilineatus (aster leafhopper) is the source of this 5125-nucleotide messenger RNA. Its product is annotated as B-cell lymphoma/leukemia 11A-like. Bases 251 to 3352 code for a protein of 1033 amino acids. Gene Ontology annotation, cellular component: nucleus. The record is from RefSeq and is a predicted model, not a curated record. Gene Ontology annotation, biological process: regulation of transcription by RNA polymerase II. The transcript has 3 exons. Gene Ontology annotation, molecular function: DNA-binding transcription factor activity; RNA polymerase II cis-regulatory region sequence-specific DNA binding. NCBI's taxonomy places the organism in Eukaryota, Metazoa, Arthropoda, Insecta, Hemiptera, Cicadellidae.
CAGCGGCGGCGAGGCGAACUACGGUGGGGGAUGCUGCGCGGACGCGGGGCCAGUAGUGGUCGGUCGGCCGAGCCGAGUAGUACCGAGCAUAGCCGAGCGCGCCACUCGCGGACACGGUCAUACGACGGUAGCCAGUGGCAGUGUGAACUGUGACGUCGUUGUGGACGGUGGCGGACCUUAUCAGUGAAGUGACAGUGUGUACUUACCAUGGAGACCGGCUUUAGAUAAGGGAGACAUCCAGUCCACCACGAUGCGGAUUAAGAUGCCUGCAGUGCGAAUUGCCCAAGCGGAGGCGGAGGGGCCAUCAGGACAUCCUCACCUGUGGCGUCUGCCAGAAGUCCUUCGCCCUCUCGGACAUCGUCAGGUUCAUCCAACACAAGGUGCUGACCUGCAACAAGGAGAACUACGGGUGUGCGGAGCCCGGGGGGCGCCGAGGAGGCGGACAGUGACGACGGACUGGGAGUCGUGGGCUCCAGGAGGCCCAGCAUAUCCGCUCCCAUCCGGAAGACCGUCCCCAGGCACCACAGCCCCGAGGACGAGCCUAGGUGCUCCACCCCCAUCAAACCUGACCCCGACAGCCCUCGGAUCAAGGAGGAGCUCGACAUCACCUCCAGCCCGGACGAGGGGUCCCUGCAAGAAACUGAGGACUGAGGUUGCGGACGCGGAGUCCAACACUACCCACUCAGAGCCCAGUAACUACGUGUGUUCCACCUGCAAGUUACGACUACACUCUGCCUGGAGACUGGUCCAGCAUGUACAGACGACCCACGGUAUCAGACUGUACGUAGAGUCGUCAUCCACAUCAUCCUCCCCUGCAGCCAGCACCGGGGCGCCAAAAGCCAACCACUCCACAGGAUCAUACUCCAGCUGUUCAGCGUCCUCUUCCUGCUCUAGCGGGUCGGGAAACGGGAACGGCGGGCCUACCACUCCCUCCCUGGGCCUACCCAGGCUGGGACUCCCUCCCACGUCGCCCUUGGUAGACCCGCAUCACCCUCUGCAUCACCCCUUCGGCGUGGGAGGACUGUUGAGAAUGCCGCUUGGCGACCCUUCCAGACACCCGACGUUCCCACCGACCUCCGCGUCCACCGCACUUUCGAGUCACCUCUCCCACUCGAACCCUCUGUUCGCGAGACCCUCUAGUCACCCUGACCACUUCCGCAUGGAGCGGUUGGUCUCUGAACAGAUCCGCUUGAACCAGCAUCACGCCCUUGGCCUGGCCACUGCUGCAGCCGCAGUCGCCGCAGCCGGGGGUGUACCACCACCUCACUCGCCCUUCCCUCCUCCAGCAGACAGACCUCCCAUAGUCCCUCCGACGUCUUCGUCACGGUCAGUCCUUCCUCCACCUCCUGCUUCACUACCGCUCUCCCUCGAGCCCCAGCUGGAUUUCUACUCCCAGAGGCUAAGACAGCUCGCCGGAACGACGAGUCCGGGAGCGGCCAACGGCAGUUCUUCUCCUUCUCCGAGGAAACUUUCACCUCCUUUUACUAGUCCCAAUAGCAACCCACCCACUUCUGGCCCUUCCCUGUCCACCAGCAAUAACAACAAUAAUAACAAUACCAGCAACAACAAUCACGUUACUCCUACAAGAGGGGAAUCUGCUACUCCACCAGAGAAACAGUCGCAAAUGGCUGAGACCCCGACGACCAACUCAACUGAGCUCACAUCUACCCCGAGAUCGGCAUCCAGUCCUCCCACCGGCAAACCCUCCGAGACCUCUGAAUCCGCCGCUGCUGAAGUCGAGGGUCGAUCGAGAGCUUGCGAGUACUGUGGGAAGAGGUUUAAAUUCCAGAGCAACUUGUUGGUUCACAGACGCACGCACACGGGUGAAAAGCCGUACAAAUGUUCUGUGUGUAAUCACGCCUGCACACAGAGUUCCAAGCUCAAGAGGCAUAUGAAGAUUCACCGCAGAUCUAACCAGGGAAACGGGGCAGCCGGUGGCGAGGAGGGCGCGGUGGCUACCAAUGGUAGUACCUCGGCACCGGACCAAAUCUCGAACGCAGGGUCUGUCGAUACGUUGGACGACGAAUGCGAAGACGAGGACAACGAAGAAAUGGACGAUGAAGAAGAUGAAGAUGACGACGAAGAAGAAGAUAUGGAAUUGGAAGACGAAGAGGGUGACGAAGACGACGACCUUGGCGGAGACGCGCCAGAAGAUCUAACGACAAAGUCUACUUCCUCGACUCCUCCCGAUAGUGGGGAGAAAAAUCUGAGCUCAUCAGCCCGACCGACUCCGACGGCAACUCCGUUAGAAAAGGUUGCCAAUUCUGGAUCUCUCGUCGGAGAACUAAUGGAUAAGUUCGGCCUUAGCAACAUCCAACAAUACAAUGAAGCGUAUAAGCAGGCACUACAAGAAUCGGUUGGUUCGCAUCCAUUGCCCUUUUCCAAGAAAGAAGAAAUUCUGCAAAGAUCACUUCUUAUUUCAGACAACAACAACGGAGGAAGUAAACCUCCUCCACCUUCACUAAGACACCUAGAAAACGGGUUCCUAGACAAAUCUGCUGCUAUGAGGAUUCGUGAGGAGUUCGCAAAAAACCUUAUGACCGGCCAGCCUCCUAUGGACUUAGGGAGAGUACCACCGGGUUUCUUCGGACCAGGAACACCUUUCGAGAACCCCUUUGACGCAUCCAGCAAACGGAUAAAACUGGAAUUCGAAACACAACAUCACGCGUUAGGAAGAGGUCCUGAACCGGACAACUUGUACGCCGGAUUGUGGUUACCAGCGAUGGCGGCCCACAGGGAACACAUGUUCGGCGUCGGCAACCCGGAUGACAUGCUCAACCAACGGUCCAAGUCGAUGCCGGAGAACAUGCUUCUAAAAAACGGCCCUAAACCGGGACCGAGCGCCCCCUCGCUAGCAGCGGCCGCUGCGGCGGCGGCGAUGAACCUCGUGCUUCCCGGUCAGAAUAUGAAGAAGGCGGACCACCGGCGGAACGACACGUGCGAGUUCUGCGGCAAGGUGUUCAAGAACUGCAGCAACCUGACGGUCCACAGGAGGUCGCACACGGGCGAGAAGCCGUACAAGUGCGAGCUGUGUUCGUACGCGUGCGCCCAGAGCUCCAAGCUGACGAGGCACAUGAAGACCCACGGUCGCCUGGGGAAGGACGUCUACCGGUGUAGGUUCUGCGAGAUGCCGUUCUCUGUACCGUCGACGUUGGAGAAGCACAUGAGGAAGUGCGUGGUGAACCAGAACAACAAGUCCGGACACAUCUUGCCCUCCAUCAUGAAGAUGGACGAGGAGAUGAAGAUGCAGAUGAAGAUGGACAUGGAGGGUCACAUGAUGCGUAUGGAGGAAGACAUGGAGAGUCGAGACGACGGAGACUCCAGCGCGUCAGCCUCCAAGGACGCCACAUGACUCUUCCCCUGGGGUGGGUUCCGCCAUCUGCCACUACCCUCCGCCAUCUAUUAGCCCUCGCCCCGGCGGAGUCAUCCCAGGUGAUACAAGGACACUACACACGCGUUGUUUGUCAAUUCGUAACUGAUACCAAAGGAAUGGUUAUUCUGUACGCGCGACUGCGGACGCGUAUUUAACUAAGUAAUUAUAAGUGUUAUCUGUUUUGAGCGUUUAACAUUUUGAUCUGUUUGUUUUCUAGUUUGUUUUAGGUUUAUUUGGAAAUUUUAGAUCGACGAGUUUUGUUAAACAGUAUUGUGUUUUCGAAAAUGUUGUUUAAGUAUUAUCGCAUUUGUUUUGCAUUUGGGAAGUGUUUCGGGUUGAUGGUAUACGAAAAAGCAUGAAUACCGAAUUGAAAUUCCUAAAUACCGAAUUCUUACAGAUUUUCACCCCUCUCCACCUAUUACGAAUCGAUUUACAAUUUUAUACUAAACAGAGUGACGGAUCUGCGUAUCCUCGUACUUGAUGUGUUUUACUUGUACUUAAACUAAGCCGUUACAUUCCUCACACCGUCAUGAUUCCAUGUUAAGACUGCUUGGGUUUAGGUGCUGCUUCGUAGCCUACAAGUACCAACGUUUGUUACUUACCUGUUUUGUUUUCGAUACUGAGUUUGUUUGUAUAUUCCUUAGCUUUAGCGGGCCGAGUCCCAUGUAUUCUAUCAUUUACGUGUGUACAUGUGUGUAUAUCAUAAAUAAUAUGUAAAUCGGUUACACCUUGAUGUCAAAACCUUGUAUAAAGCUAGGUUAUUUUCGUGUUAUUUUGUGUGUUCUUCUAGUUGUUUAUAGCGACCCGCCAUACUGAUUACUGUUAGCUCUCGGAAAUAGCUAUGUUAUUUUUCUAUUUGCAGUUACCGCACCUACAAUGUGAUUCCCGUAGAUUUCCGGACGUUUUCUCUUUUCAACCGUCUUUAGAACGCAUAUCACAGGGUAAAUAGAUAUUGUAUUUAUAUAUGUCAUGUCUUUUGUAGAUUACCUUUCCCGUACAUGUCGAUGUGUGGUGACCCGGCCAUUGAAUGGCUUACAACAGAUUGCAUUCGAUUGCAAACCAGUUUCAAGAAUAUAUUUUCAUUUUUAAAUUUAGUUUUGGAGAAAAAAGUCAAAAAAUUAUUGUGAGCAUGCAUUUUUAACACUUGUUAGCAUUAUUAAUUUACCCAAGGGCAAGCAGUUUUGGUAAUAAGCAAAAAUGUAUUCAAUGUUAUAAAACAUACCUAAAUGUCCAAUCGACUGCUUUUUGUUGUAAGCCACUUCUACAUUGUUUGAUAUCAGAUUUUUAUAAAGUAUUAUAUUUUGUUAUUAUUCAUACUUUUAACUACAUUACCUUUCCAUGUUUCAGUAUUACAACUACUUAAUUUACACUGCUACUUAAGUCAGUACUCGAUUCCAUAGUGUAAGAUUUUGGACAUUCUGUUCUGCAUUGUGAUAUUAAAUUAUUUCUGUAUACAAUUAUUUUGGAUUUCUCAACUACGCUGUAUGGUUGUUUAUAAACUAAGGUCGUACGACCAGAUCUAGUUCCUGUGCGCCGUAUGGCCUGUAACAUAGCGCCCAUUGGCGGUCUACUGUAUAUAUCUACAACUGUAUACAUUUUAUUAUUUGAAACCGUGUGAAAGUAUAGUGAUACGUUCCAUAUUUCAUUGACUCUUUUAUUUAUUUAUUGUAUCAUUAUAUUGUACAUGUAAUGUACCAAAAUUAUUGACCGUAGAGUUGUGUAUUUAUGGAUAAAAUAUGUGAAUGAAAAUUU